ACGCCGCGUACAUAUCACAGGAGCCUGGCCAGGUUUGCUGCCGUACCAAGAGUGCCCAGGAGAUACGAUUCCUGCCAUCUUUUGUUGCCGCCAAAUGUUAGCCGUCCGACAAGUCUUGAUCCGGGAAACUCCAAAAUUCCGCACGGCAGCGUCGCUGUUCGGUCGCAUUGGUAAAUGGGCUGUUCGAGCAGAACUGAUCGGACGCCCUUAUCUCAUUCUGGUAGAAUCCUGGUGGUAAGCAUCAAGGGAGUCAUUAGAAGGACAUCGGUUCGCACCUCACGCAAACUCCAGUGAGCCAUGACUCGCCAGUCCUUUAAGGUCAGCGCGGACAACGCUCCAGACAACCCUCCUUCCAAACGGCGCAAGUUGUCGCAUCAUGAUUCUCAUCAUCAGGAGGCAUCUACAAUCCAAUCCCCAACAGGUCCACCACUACAAAGCAAGACGAGCAAGUCCAAAUCCAAACAGAAACAGAAAUCGGCGUCGAGACGAACUCGAACACUCAAAUCUCAACCACCGCGCCAGAGUCGGCCUAUAACCCAAUACUCCCAUGGCCAACUCGAAACAAACCAAACAAACCGACUUCGUGCGAAAUCAUUUCCCCGAUCUUCAUUAUCUUCUAUUAAAAAGAUCUCUUCAGCAUCAGCAUCUACAACUGGCACAGCGACGCCCGUGCCGGAACACAGUACCAAUGUCAAAUUAUCAACCACGAAAUCCCUUCUCGACCAAAUCUGGGCGCGCAACAAGAACCAACACCGUUCCCAACCCUGGUGGAAAUCACUUGGAAUGCUACGAAAAGCAAUCACGCACCUCGUGGCCAUGGACGAGGCCGAGCAUUCAUUGAAACUACUACAAGGUUCCACUGCCAGUAUAGAUGCCAAACAAGUCCGACAACGCUUCGAGCAAGAGACCCAAAUCCGUCGUGAAAGAGAGGUAUGGCACGGCUGGAUGCGUGAGGUUCUCGUGCCACGCGCAUAUGUGGGCUUCACUGCGUUGGUGGCGGAUACCCAGUUCGCUGCGUUGGGCGUCGUGCUCGUGGGGAUAUUGGCGGAUGUGAUGGGUGUGGUGGGUGCGCCGACACCGACGCCGAUGGAGGAUGACCAGAGAGCAAGAGCGCAACAAAGCGGUGGAGUAAGAGGUGCGCUGGAUCUGACUCAAAAGGUUCCUGGAAUGAGUCAGUCGCUGUCCAAGACUUUGACGGCCAGGAGUUUGAGGGUGACGGGUUCCCAGAGCGGCGAGGUUGUGGAAAGGAUGUACGAUAGCGAUGAUUUGGGCGAGGUUGUUGAACGGACGAAUUUGAACAGAAACAGGAACGGGAACGGGAACGGGAACAGUGGUGUUGUCGAUACACCACCGUUGGGUGCCGAAUCACUGCGGUCUAUCUCGAUACCUGUUGAUGCUGGUGCUGAUGCUGCUGCAGCUGCACUUGGGCUGGAUGACUCAAUGGCGACCGUCGACAAUGACAACGCUGGCAAAGUUGGCGGUCCUAGCGUUCCUGUUUCGGACCCCAAACAACAGAACCACCGUAUGAAUACAUACGUCCAAGAGGGAGCGAACCCCAAAGAGGAUCUUUCAAUUGGUACACCGCCAGAAUCCGCAUCACCAUCACCGCGUCAUCGUCUGCUGUCCAUGGAAGCAGAAUCAGAUCGAGCACAAAACCAAAAGCCAGAUACGACGACGAUCAAACGCCGCCGCAGUCGCACCGACGAGAGGGCCCUGCAACAGGAGCUGCAAGCGAGUGCAAGCAAGCCAAAGUCAAGCAGCAACAACAACAACAACAGUUCCAGAACUGAGUCCAAGGCCAAGCCUAAAGCCAAAGCUAAGGUCAAUGUCAAGGAGACUCCGACCACCGACACCAUGACAGUCACGAAGACUACUCCUUCUGUUGCCGCUAUUACCGCCGCUACUCCUGCUGCUGCGGCAGCGGCUGCGGCUACUGCUCUUGCUAAGCCCAAGAAGAUGUCAGCAACAACAGCAACAGCAACGGCGCCAGUGACAGCAAUGUCAACCAAGAAGGCAAAGGAAAAGGAGAAGGACAAGAAGGAAAUGAAGAUGAAAAAGAAAAAGAAUGCGAUUGACGACAUGUUUUCGGGGUUCAUCUAGAGAUGAAAUGGUUAUAGCACAGUACGUGCACGAGGUAUCCCUAGAUAACGGAUACGAGAACUGCAUUGUAUUCAAUAUGCCACUGCAGAUCUUUUCAUCUCACCUCAUGUCAAGCUUUCAAGUUCCAA
Messenger RNA from Exophiala dermatitidis NIH/UT8656, 2228 nucleotides. RefSeq lists its product as uncharacterized. Gene Ontology annotation, molecular function: rRNA primary transcript binding. Bases 298 to 2100 code for a protein of 600 amino acids. Gene Ontology annotation, biological process: maturation of 5.8S rRNA from tricistronic rRNA transcript (SSU-rRNA, 5.8S rRNA, LSU-rRNA); nuclear-transcribed mRNA catabolic process, RNase MRP-dependent. The record is from RefSeq and is a predicted model, not a curated record. Lineage: Eukaryota; Fungi; Ascomycota; Eurotiomycetes; Chaetothyriales; Herpotrichiellaceae. Gene Ontology annotation, cellular component: ribonuclease MRP complex. The transcript has a single exon.